GUCAGGGACAACAUCGAGCCAGAUUGAUCUCCUGCAUUCUGCUAGCGAUUUGGCCGCACUUUGUAAUUUAUCUUUCAUAUAUCCUCCCUCACAUACACACUCUCUCUCUCCUUCUCUCUCUCUUACACAUACACAUACAUACACACACUCCUCACGAUGGAGCAAGAGCUCCUUACCUUGCUCGCUGACACCCAGUCGCCGGUCGCCGAUACAAGAAAGGCCGCCGAGCUGCACCUCCUGCAACUCUAUCCAAACGAAAACUUCCCCCUCUCACUCGCUGCUAUCGCUUCCCACGAUUCCGUCCCUACAAAUCUACGGCAGUCUGCCCUCUCAGUCCUUCGGACCUUCAUUACCGCCGGCUGGUCUCCGAAUCUGGAAGAUUUCAAGGGCCAAAUUCUGAUCAAUGAUGUGAACAAGGCUCAGAUUCGAGGCGUGCUUCUCGACUUGGCCACGACUACAGAAAUUCCUGAACGCAAGGUCAAAGCUGCUGCCAGUUAUGCCGUCAGCAAGAUUGCGAGUGCUGAUUUCCCUGAACAAUGGCCUGAGCUUCUACCUGCACUGCUUCGGAUCAUCAAUGAUGCAAAUAGCACACCCGCUGCCCUUCAUGGUGCAUUGAAGGUGCUGCUGGAUCUGGUGGAUACAGGAUUCAAUGAAGAACAAUUUUUCAAUGUUGCCCGCGACCUCGUUACCACUCUCUUCAGCGUGGCGACAAAUGAGUCUAGGAAGCCUGUGCUAAGGGCAUUGGCUGUUGCAGUCUUCCGCUCGUGUCUCGAUACCCUGGAAAUGGUGCUCGAGCAACACAAGGCUGUUGUGAAACAGUUCAUGGAUGAGGUUCUAGGUGGCUGGUCGCCUUUCUUCAUCUCCGUUCUGAAAGCUCCUUUGCCACAACCUCCAAAUGAACAGGAGGAAUCUAAGGAAAGCGAAGUUCCAUCUCAAUGGAGAGGCGUCAUUGCACUGAAGCUACAAGUUGUGAAGACCCUGAUGAAAAUUCGCAUGGUUUUCCCUGGACUGGUGGUCCCUCAAAGCCCGGCUUAUUUCUCUACUAUCUGGACAGAGCUGUCUAAUAUUCAAGGCUCGUAUUACGAAUUUUACAUCAACGAUGAGAGACAAGGACGCCUAGUGGAUGUGGAUGGACUUCCAUACACGCUGGAUCUUUUGGUGUUGGAGGAGUUGGAUCUCAUCCAAACGCUCUUGAAGGCACCACCGGUCAAGGCAGAGCUUCAACAACAGUUGCAGAAUACUGGUCAAUCCGCGACUACGGAAAGCUGGCUCCCGGAAAUCCUCAAGCUGGCUAGUUCAUAUGCCCAAAUCACGACGGAGGAGGAAGGCCUGUGGGAUAUCGAUGUCAACCUCUUCCUUUCUGAAGAGACCUCUGUCACCGCCAACUACACUCCCCGCACCUGUAGCGGAGAUCUUGUGAUCAGGCUGGGCGAAUGGCUGAAGGACGUUACCACUCAAACCCUUCUGGUGCUCCUAAAUAAUGUUUUCUCUGAUUCAGCUGCCACAUGGAAAUCUCGCGAGUCGUCCCUCUUCAUCCUUAACUCGCUUCUCCGCGACUUGCACGAAGUUUCUCAGAAUAUCUCUCUAGAACUCGCCAGUGGAUUCUGUAAGUUUAUCCAGUUUUCCAUUCAACAAGAGGAAGAAUUUCUGCGGGCUCGUGGCUAUCUUGUAGCAGGUAUUCUUGCACAGGUCGCGGGUGAAGGAUUCCAGGCGACUGCUGCGUCUUACUUGGAGGCCACCCUAAAGGCAAUCUCCGAAGACUCGUCAGAAGUCGUCAAGGUGUCUUGCAUCCGGGCCCUCCAGGACCUCAUGCCUUCACUUUCCGCAAACAACACUGUCCCUGUUCAAAUUCCCAUCAUCACCGCCAUUUCAGAUUUUGUUUCCGCACACGAUCUUCGCGAGUCGUCUGACAGCGACGACCUGAAAGUAACUCUCGCAGAAACGCUUCGUGAUACGAUCAUGGUCAACCCUGGCGUAGUCCUCUCUUCAGUAGCUAUCGACGUGUUGUUCAACAUCGCCAGCAACGGAGCUACAAACUACCAACUGAUCAUGAUUGUGACAGAGGCAUUUGAGGACAUUGUGGAAAACAUUUCGCAGCAAGGUCCGGACUCAUUUGUUCGCCUAUGCGAAAAAGUUCUACCAUCUCUCACCGGGGCAAUCGAUGUUGGAAACCUAACCCAAGAGAAUGCGCUCACGAACUUUGCUGCAGACCUCCUGCGGGCUCUUGCGGAGCGGGCCCUUGAGCCUUUGCCUGCAGGUUUUGUCGAGACCGUCAUGCCAAAAUUAAACCGACUUCUUCUCGAUUCGUCCGAUGGAGAGUUGAUUCGGCCCGCCACGGAAGCUGUCCGGCACAUUCUCUCACAUGAUUUUAAUCAGUUCAUUGCUUGGCGUGACCCACAGAGCGGCAAGGAAGCCACCGAAGUGGUUUUGGUGAUAAUCGAUCGGCUCCUCGGCCCAUCCGUGGAUGACAACGCAGCAACAGAGGUUGGACAGCUCGCAGCGGAACUGGUCGAGCGUGCAGGAUCGGAAAGACUCGGACCGUAUCUUCCCCAACUGCUUCAGGCUGUCGCCCGCCGUCUUGCCACGGCAGAAAAGGCCCAGUUCAUCCAAAGCUUGAUCCUUGUGUUCGCUCGACUGACACUGAUCAGCGCCCGUGAGGUUGUUGACUUCCUGGCGCAGGUGGAUAUUGGUGGACAGAGCGGGCUCCCGAUUGUGAUGAGCAAGUGGCUUGAGAACUCGGUCAACUUUGCUGGAUAUGACGAAAUUAAACAGAAUAUCAUAGCCCUGGCCACCUUGUACAAUCUUGAGGAUCCCCGACUCUCUCAGGUGCAAGUCAAGGGCGACCUCAUUGUUCAGGAUACCGGCCGCAUCAAGACGCGGUCGCAGGCUCGUAACAAUCCUGAUCGGUACACGACCGUCAGUGCGCCCUUGAAGAUCAUCAAGGUCCUUGUGGAGGAGCUAGCUGCGGCGUCUGGAAGCAAGGAAAUCGAUGCUGCCACAGCGGCUGCGCUGGAGGAAGAAAGCAGCGAUGACGACGAGUGGGAGGAUGUUCCAAGCAAUGUUCUUGAUUUGGGUCUGGGUGUCACCAAACAGGAACUGAUGACAUUUGGCGAGGGGGGGACCGAGGGCGUGUUUGGGGUGCGCAAGCGGGACGACGAGGCGCAAGGCUUUUUGUUGGACUUUUUCCGCAAUGCCUCUACCAAAGCCGAGUUCCAGCAGCUCUUUGCUGCCUUGACUCUUUCUGAACAGGAGAAGCUUCGCACUUUGGGCUAGCAACGAGACGAUGUGACCAUUUUGACAGUCGAUUUCUGGCGAAUAAUGCGUAAUCAUAGACUAUCAAAUCCAAGAUGUGGUUAAUCUUGUUAUGUUAAAAAAGGGGGGUAAACCGAGGUAGAAGAAACUGACUGUACUUUGAUUUAGUUUAUAAAAAUCGGUACAUAGGAAAUACUACCUAGGUACCUACUACGGAGUACUUAGGAGUGCUUUCUAGUGCAAGAAUACGAGGGACCAGUAUCAAGGUACUUUGGGAUCCAAGUUCCAACCAGACGGGACAGAAUGCACACGUUAGGUUAGGUAGUUACCAAGAAGAAGGGAAGGAUAGUUAAUAAAAUUGGCCUAAAGAAGAUUAUCAACUACUCUUUUAAUCAAAC
Aspergillus ochraceoroseus IBT 24754 is the source of this 3650-nucleotide messenger RNA. RefSeq names its product putative importin beta-5 subunit. Lineage: Eukaryota; Fungi; Ascomycota; Eurotiomycetes; Eurotiales; Aspergillaceae. Gene Ontology annotation, cellular component: nuclear envelope; cytosol. Bases 157 to 3273 code for a protein of 1038 amino acids. Gene Ontology annotation, molecular function: small GTPase binding. The record is from RefSeq and is a predicted model, not a curated record. Gene Ontology annotation, biological process: protein import into nucleus. The transcript has 3 exons.